AGUGCUAGCUUAGCUGUAAAUCGAGAGGAUGUUAUGAACUUGUGAUUGUGAACUGGUAGCUGAUAAAUAGGAUUCGUAUUGUUUAUUCCAUUUAGGUGAAGAUUGUCAUUGAAUUUACAAUAUCCGUAUUUGUAAAAACGCAUCAUCAUGAGCACUCAAGAAAUGCAGGAAACCACAAGAGUUACCAGAAAAUCUCUUAAAACUCUACAACACACUGCUUCUGAUAGAGAAAACUUAGUGGGUAGACCGUCAAAAAGUUUAAAACACCAACUAAGCCAAGAGUCCCCAGUUGAUGUUGAGGUUAAACGAAAGAACUUGUCGACCAAGGAGACCCAAGCUAACCUCGAUACGAAAAUCACUGUUGACGAUCUGACUAAUCCUGAAGGACCAUCAGAAAAGUAUUGGGAACUUUUAGCUGAGAAGCGUCAAGUUGCUUUGCAAGAUGCCCUAGAUGAGAAUGAGAAGCUUAGAAAAAUUAUAGAAGAUCUCAAAGAAGAAAAUGCUCUAUUCAAGCAGAUGUUGGAUGAGGCUAACAGCUUUGUUGAAGUUAUUAAGGAGGAACUAGCGAACAGCAGCAACAAUGACACUGGUAUUGAUGUGAAUGAUGUCAGCACUGCUGAUGAAACCACAGACGAUGUCGAGUCCAAGACUGCAAAUGAAGAUUAAGCCAGUCUCCAUAAUAAUUUGAUGUUUUGGAAACCUAAUAUAGGCAUAAUCUAUUUAAGUAUUAUGUGGGCUAACACCUCAUACCAAAUAUUUUUUCUUUUACCUCUUAUUGAUAAAACAAAAAAUUAUAUAAGUUUGUGAGUGUAACUUAUAUUGUGUAAAAUGAACUUAUAGGUAAUAUACAAACAACUGUGGAUAGAAAAAUAAACACCAUGAGACUGUUUUUUAUACUUUACACAAUAAAUGUUGCAUUGUAAAUGAAGAAUUUUUUUAUGUUUUUUGUCACCUAAGAAUACUAAUUUACUUUUAUUAUUUGAGGGCUUUUUAUGCAUUUACUUUUCUACUACUCGUUUGUAAUUUGUUUUGUGCAGUGUUAGUACUUGGUUAUUUCUAAUUUCUAUAUUUUUUUGCACUCAUCUAAUUGCUUUGAGUUUUCUCUAAUAUAUUUCAUUUGAAGGAUCAAUCUUAUUCAUGAGAUUAGCAUUUCCUUAGUAUAAUUUAGUGAUGUAAUUUUUUUAUCCUAUUUUUGAAGAAUUAUUAAAAAAUAAAACUGAAUUUAAAAAAA
Molecule: messenger RNA, 1231 nt
Organism: Helicoverpa armigera (cotton bollworm)
Lineage: Eukaryota; Metazoa; Arthropoda; Insecta; Lepidoptera; Noctuidae
Gene: geminin
Product: geminin
Exons: 5
Coding region: 148-666 (172 amino acids)
Biological process (GO): negative regulation of cell cycle; negative regulation of DNA replication
Cellular component (GO): nucleus
Source: RefSeq, a predicted model, not a curated record